CCUUUAUGUUGGAAAGUGAAAGAAGCUAUUUUAGUUAGCAGCAACAGUGGCAAAACACUGAGGAAAGUGAUAAGAGUUGGAGUACUACGAAGAUUGAUUAGACAAGAAAGAAUGGAGAUGGAGCUACCAACCGAAAAUCCUUAUGACUACUAUGACUAUGGAGACUCAGAAAACUCCAGCAUGUGUGACUACUCUGAAUGGGAGCCUUCGUAUGCUGUCGUCCCAGUGCUCUACAUGUUGAUCUUCAUCCUUGGCCUCUCUGGAAAUGGAGUGGUUAUCUUCACUGUAUGGAGAGCCCAGGGCAAACGACGGGCAGCGGAUGUCUACAUUGGCAAUCUGGCUCUAGCUGACCUCACAUUUGUGGUCACCCUUCCUCUGUGGGCAGUAUAUACUGCUCUGGGGUACCACUGGCCCUUUGGGGUGGCCCUCUGUAAGAUCAGCAGUUAUGUGGUCCUCCUGAACAUGUAUGCCAGUGUUUUCUGCCUCACCUGUAUGAGCUUCGACCGCUACUUGGCCAUCGUCCACUCUUUGUCCAGCACGCAACUACGCACCCGAGGUCACAUGCGAGCCUCCCUGACAGCUAUUUGGCUCCUGUCUGUACUACUGGCAGCCCCAACUCUUAUCUUCCGCACCACCAAACAUGAUGUGAGAAGUAACCGCACCUCCUGUGUCAUGGACUUUAGCCUUGUAGUGACAGAUAAGAAACAGGAGAAUCUGUGGGUCGCAGGCCUCAGCAUAUCCUCCUCAGCCCUGGGCUUUCUUCUGCCUUUCCUGGCAAUGAUGGUCUGUUACUGCUUCAUUGGCUCCACAAUCACCCGCCACUUCAACAGUCUACGCAAGGAGGACCAGCGCAAGCGGAGGCUGCUAAAGAUAAUCACCACACUGGUCGUGGUGUUUGCUGCCUGCUGGAUGCCGUUCCAUGUGCUGAAGAGUGCCGAUGCCCUUUCUUACAUAAAAUUGGCUCCUGAUACCUGCACCUUCCUAAGCUUUCUUCUGGUGGCUCACCCCUAUGCUACCUGUUUGGCCUACAUCAACAGCUGCCUUAACCCCUUCCUUUAUGCCUUCUUUGACCUGCGCUUUCGCUCUCAAUGUCUGUGUCUGCUCAGCCUGAAGAAGUCUUUGCAUGCCAGCCCUGCUAGCUCACAGUCCUCCCAAAAGACAGAUGCGCAGUCUCUGGCCACUAAAGUGUGACGACCGGCCAGGGCCCAGAGGCAUGCUGGGGAGCAGGUGAUUACCAGCCAUGCCCUGCCCUCCCCUGAGCAACACAGGUAAAUCCAAACAUUUCAGCAGAGCAGGAUGAAACUGUCUCUGGUCAGUCUUCAGGGUGCUAUGUUCUUCCCUAUAACUGUGUGGACAAAGUAUAUCAGCACAGCUAAUGUUACACGUGACCUGUGUGACAGAAAGAAGAAGUCAAGUUAUUCAUGAAUUUGUUAUGACUACAGACAUCUUGCAACCUCAUUUUCAGUAUUAGGAAGAUUUGGAGUAAAAAUGAACAAUUUCCGACAUGGGACCAACCUCCGGGACAAUUUAAAGCAAACAUUUUAGCCAUUGGAAAGAGAGGAAUGUAUAUGUUAAAUGAACCAUGUGCCAAUGUGUGUCUCUUGGUUUCCUUUAGACUUGAUGUGACUUAUAGAAUUUUGCAUUUUGAAAAUUUGUCAUCUGCUCACGGUGGUGUAUUACUUUUGCAUUUACCUCGGGGUGUACUUGUUUUAUUUGUAUACACUUGGGGUAUGGUAGCCAAUAGGCUACCGUCUCGCCAACAUGAUCUGUGUUACCUGCACAAAUCAACACUGCUGUGUAUGUGUGAUUAGGAAGAGCGAGGCAGUUGGCAGAAGGAGUUGUAGUCCAGUAACAGUGUAGUUAGCAGACAGGCAGGCGUGGAGGAAGGGGUGGAGGAAGGGGGUGGGAAUCCCAGCCAGACAGACAGAUGGCAGCUGACAAAUGUUUUCAGGCGGGUAGAGGGCCCAAUUAAGAGGUGAUUGCUUUGUGUGUGUGUGUGUGUGUGUGUGUGUGUGUGUGUGUGUGUGUGUGUGUGUGUGUGUGUGUGUGUGUGCGUGUGCGUGUGCGUGUGCGCGCACGUGUGUGUGAAAGGAAUCAAUUUGUAUAUGUGUUUGUAAAUUGAAUGUUUGUAAGAAUGACAACUGAGAAAUAAUGUUAAUACACAUUAUAGCCCACUCAGCUCAUGUUUAUGGUUUGUAAUAAUAAAAAAAAAGGUGCUUUGAACCAAAUACUUCUUGCUGUACUCACUCUGUUACUUAUUUUAUCCUGCUGAGUCUUGAUGGAAUGUAUUUUCUCCUAUUCAGUGAACGAGCUUCUUCCUGUUAGGACAUUGCUAAGGGAAGGCGGUCUCCCUCCCAUUGUGUUUCAGGAGGCUAAAAUCAAA
Lampris incognitus (smalleye Pacific opah) is the source of this 2383-nucleotide messenger RNA. RefSeq names its product apelin receptor B-like. The record is from RefSeq and is a predicted model, not a curated record. Gene Ontology annotation, molecular function: G protein-coupled receptor activity. Gene Ontology annotation, cellular component: membrane. The transcript has a single exon. NCBI's taxonomy places the organism in Eukaryota, Metazoa, Chordata, Actinopteri, Lampriformes, Lampridae. The coding region runs from base 112 to 1191 and encodes 359 amino acids. Gene Ontology annotation, biological process: G protein-coupled receptor signaling pathway; immune response.